Messenger RNA from Papilio polytes (common Mormon), 1817 nucleotides. RefSeq lists its product as uncharacterized. Lineage: Eukaryota; Metazoa; Arthropoda; Insecta; Lepidoptera; Papilionidae. The annotation marks the transcript as partial. The record is from RefSeq and is a predicted model, not a curated record. The transcript has 2 exons.
UCAUACGUUUUCACUUUCUACGGACAAGCUGAACGAUGAUUCCCGUAAAGUAUACACGGAUAUGUGCGACGGUGUGGGUGAUCUGCGCCGUGCUCAGCGCGGCCGCGGAGCCCGGCGAUAACAACGCGACCACCACCAAGACCAUCCGCACAACCAUUCUGCCAUCCCGGACCACCAGGACCGAGCUUAAGGUCUCUCGGAGUCUCAACCCUCUCACCACGGAGACCCUCAACGUAAGGACCAAGUCUGGACAUGUCACUCAACUUAUCGUCAAAAAGAAAGACAUGAAGUCGACUACGCACGCCAGCACAAGCACGCCGGCCCCCACCACUGUCUCCGUGAAGACGACCUUCCUCAACACUACGGGGGAGGACAGGAAUAAAACUGAGGGUAGAGAUCAGAGAAAACUUAAUUACAUGGGAACAGUUAACAGUGACCUCGCCGGUUUCGAUUACUAUGUGAAUCGUGACAAGGACGAAAGUUUCAGUGAUGUAAAAGCGGAGUACGGGAACUGGUCCCCGGUGUCCGUGUACCCCGAGUCUCAUAUACAGGAGGAUGGCGGGAAACCGGACGUCGACCCCGAGACCGCCAGCUAUUACCCCACGUAUGAUAACGACAAAAAAACUGAAAACAAAAAAGUUUACAUAACCUCGUCAAGUUUUCUCGAUUACGGUGGACGUGUCAAAAAUUACAGAUUCGAUCCGCAUAAUCCAAUAAUCAAAAACGAUAGGAACCCAGUGUAUAUUGAAGUGGUUAGCACAAAAGUGUCAGAUGGUGAUGGUGAAAAUAUUAAAGUGCCCGACCCUGUGAUAGUGAAUUCCGAUCCAACGUACGUUAAAAAGGCAAUUGAAAAAUACAACAACAAGCGAGGCAGAUCCAUUUUAUCUAUCGGCGACGAUGGAAUUCCGGAAAUACACGGCAUAAGGAUGCCCGACGACGAGUCCGACAAGAAGACUUGGCGUAACGCUCGAGUGGUCAACGGUGAACUGGUACCCUACCCCGAAGGUUAUACUCCUCCGCGGGCGAUCCCCGAGGCGGACGUGUACCCGGACAUAGCGGCCGCCGAACCCUCACAGAGCUUCGGCCCCUUUACAAAAGAGGACAACUUUAAGCACAAAGACGGACCGUUCACAAAAUUUGACAACGUGAAGUUUGAGGUCGAUGACGCAAUUGGCUCUUAUACUAUUAAUAAUAGUCCAAAUUACGCGUACAAACAAAAAAAAGACAGCCAUUAUUUGAAAUCCAACUACGGUCCCUUCACCAAGGCCGAUAAUUCGAAAGUGGCAAACUCAAAGCUUAUCGAAUACAUCAAGCAGAUCAACGAACAAGAAUCGAAGCGCGAUUACUUCAGCGGGCGCAGCUCGCGUGCGCACGGGGACCUGGACUACUCGGAAAAUCAUAUUCAAAGACGAAUGCUUCAACAUCCAGGAGAUGUUAAUUUUCCCAACUCAAUAGCUUAUACGCCUAAGAAUUCCAAAAUAAGUUUUGACGAAAGAAAUCCCGUUUUACAAUACGCCCACCCUGAACUCGGCGUGCAGCCGGCCAAGGCGACACGCGACGGCCUCGACAACUACGACACUAUGCCAAGGAAAGUGAAAUAUUACACAAGUGUCCCGAAGAGCGCCCACCCGUAUCCCAUGGAACCUAUCGGCUACACCCAGCAGCGCUCCCAGAGCAAAAUACCCUCCGGCAAUAGAUACUAUGAGGACGAAUACAACAAGUUCUCUUACUAUGAACGCAAUCCCAGUCCGAAGUACCCUUACACUUACGGAUAUGUAAAACGUAUGCCCGAACCUUCACUGUGGAAAAGAUUCACA